GGUGUGGGGCUGCGGGCAGGCAGAAUGGCGCGUGCGGAGAGUUUCAAGACGGUGCUGAUCUUGCUGGUCGCGCUGGUCGGCCUUGCCUGUGUGGAAGCCACCACAAGAUCCCCCAAGGUGCAGGUCUACACCCGCUACCCCCUGGGCAGCAGUGAGCCAAACUUCCUGAACUGCUUUGUGGAUGGCUUCCAUCCCCCGAAGAUUGACAUCCAGCUUCUGAAGAACGGGAAGCCCAUGGAGGGGAUGAUAAAGGGUGACCUGUCCUUCAAAGAUGACUGGACUUUCCAGCGUCUUGUCUCUGCUCCCUUCACCCCCAAUUCGAAUGACAUCUACUCCUGCAGCGUGAACCAUAUCUCCAUGCAGCAUCCCAAGGAUGUCAAGUGGGACCCAGAUAACUGAAUGUCUUCCUCAGCCAAAGAUGGUCUUGAAGUUAUGCCUUGCACUCUGAAAUUGGCUUCAGCCCUAACCUGUAGUCCUGUCUCCUUGCACCCAACUACUUGAUAUUUGAAAUGAAUACAUAUAGCUUUGUAACUAAUACUGAAUUAUUUUUUCUGAAGUGGGAGGGGGGAGAGGGUCUUUUUGAAGUGAAAAUUUGCUAGCAUAAACUCUGAUCUGGCACUUAGUUGUGUAGAGCUAAGAGUUGGCCUUUUGGUCAAAUUCACUGAGCUUUCUGAAGAGAGAGAGAAGCACUUGGCUACUAACAUGGUGAGCGCAUUGUAGACAUUAGAUAUCUUAGUUAUUAGGUUAACACCUACAAAUACAAUACAGGCUUCUUGCUACUUGAAAUGAUCAGUUACUUUAAAAUAAAUCCUGAAAUCAAAAU
This is a messenger RNA of Gavialis gangeticus (Gharial), 823 nucleotides long. RefSeq names its product beta-2-microglobulin (gene B2M). Bases 25 to 399 code for a protein of 124 amino acids. Gene Ontology annotation, molecular function: MHC class II protein complex binding. Gene Ontology annotation, cellular component: MHC class II protein complex. The transcript is spliced from 7 exons. Gene Ontology annotation, biological process: antigen processing and presentation of exogenous peptide antigen via MHC class II; immunoglobulin production involved in immunoglobulin-mediated immune response; positive regulation of T cell activation. Lineage: Eukaryota; Metazoa; Chordata; Crocodylia; Gavialidae. The record is from RefSeq and is a predicted model, not a curated record.